Molecule: messenger RNA, 1342 nt
Organism: Linum tenue
Lineage: Eukaryota; Viridiplantae; Streptophyta; Magnoliopsida; Malpighiales; Linaceae
Source: the annotation of a GenBank genome assembly
GUAGCAUCCUAAAUAGAUACAAUAAAAUAAAAGUUACUGCCUGGAUUUCGGCGCUAAAAAAACGUUACUAUUAAGAGGGGAAAAAUUAAACAAAAAAGUAGAAUUCACGCGAAGGGUCCGGCCGAAAGUUCUGGUGGUGCGAGAGGUAGAAGAUUAAAGGUGAAGUGGUCGGAGCGACACGGCGGCGGUGCUGGCGGCGGAAGUUUAGAAGAUGGGGCGACUGUUUCUGGUGGAACUGGAAGGCAGGUGCUACCGCUGCAGAUUUUGCGACACCCCUCUCGCUCUUGCCGACGACGUUAUUUCGCGGACGUUCAAUUGUAGGCAAGGGAGGGCAUACUUGUUCAGCAAUGUGUGAGUGAACUGUGCUUGAGCUUGUCAAACAGCAGGGCGUCUUCUUCUUCGAUUCUCUCCCAUGGUUCAAUGGUCACUAAUAGUAUCAUUCUGCUCUGUCCUGAAACUGCUAUUUCAGAGUGAAUGUAACAGUUGGCAUGAAAGAGGAAAGGGUGAUGCUUUCUGGUACCCACACAGUGGAAGACGUCUUCUGCUGCCGCUGUGGACAAAUCCUUGGGUGGACUUAUGUAGCUUCUCACGAUAAGAGCCAGAAGUACAAGGAAGGGAAGUUUGUUCUUGAGAGGUGGAGGAUAGCUGAGGAGGUAACUGAGGAAUUGAGUCUCAAUGGAGGUCAUCAUGCUUCGAGCGAUCCGGACAACUCGUGAGAUGAUUAGUCGACUAUGCUGCGGAAUCCAGUAACCUCACCACCACGACUAGUGACACGACGGUUAGUAGUGCAGAAAGUUUUGUUAAUAAUCAUAAAGUUCUUCCCCCUAAGAUGUUGUAUGUUAAAGUACAAGCACCCUAUAUGUUAAAACGGUCAGGUUCUUGCUUGAAUGCAGAAGUAAGUGCACUGGUGUGUGUAGCCAUCCCCUGGCCCUUCAAAACCCUAAUAAUUGAGUGGAAAUGGUGCUUCCCCGAAUAUGAGACCACAUUCAGACAUCAACGUAACUUCUCUUGUGGGCUUUUUGAAUGUUCCUUUUCUUUUUUAGGUUUUGAUUGCAUCUCAGUCCUCGAUCUGGUUCCUUUAUCCCGUCAUGCUCGAUACUUCCAUUGAUUGUGGCCUGUGGGCAAUAUGUUUCGGUUUUCAGUUCCGUUGAACGUUAACAACUGUCCAAAUGCACGGAGCGGAACUGUUUGUGAAGAUGGAAUAAUGAAUCUUGCUUAUCCAGAGACUACUAAUUUUGAUUUACGUUUCGUUCUAAGUUUUCGUGCUAACUGAAAACUGAAACCGAAUUUCCAGCUCUAUGAACCUCCAUGUUGGUUGUAUCGACUAAUAUCCAAAGCUCCG